AUGAUCUACUCUGGUGAAAUAGAGAAUGGCCAAAUGCAUGGCCGUGGGUGCCUUCAGUACCCCAACAAGGAAACGUACGACGGUGAGUGGGUCUUUGGCAAACGCCACGGAUAUGGUGUUUAUAUGUACGCUGAUGGUAGCCGCUAUGAGGGUGAAUGGGUGGAGGACAAGGUCCACGGAAAGGGAACGUGCCACUACACCAGCGGAAAUAAAUACACCGGUGAUUGGACAUUUGGCCGAAUCAACGGUCGCGGCGUCCUUGAAUACCACGACGGCGAUCGCUAUGAGGGUGACUGGAAGGAUGGACGCAUGCAUGGUAAGGGUAUUUACUGCUACUCGAAUGGUGACAGGUACGAGGGAGAGUGGAAGGACGAUAAGCGUCACGGCAAAGGUAUGGUCGUGUACGCCGCUUCGGAUGGAUCUGUUUCCGAAAAAUAUGAGGGCGACUGGGUUGACGGUCGUAUGCAGGGCUGGGGAAAAUAUUUUUAUGCCGACGGUGGUGUCUACGAGGGUGAGUGGAACGAUGGCAAGAUGCAUGGGAAAGGUACGUAUGUAUUUCCAAAUGGAAAUAAGUACGAGGGUGAAUGGCAAGAUGACAGGAAACAUGGCUACGGCAUCCUUAACUACGUUAACGGCGAACGGUAUGAAGGCUACUGGCAGCUUGAUAAAGCCCAUGGCAAGGGAACAUUGUUGUACCUGCAAGGUGAUCGUUAUGUUGGAGAGUGGCACUAUGGUAAGAAACACGGUCACGGUGUUCUUACCUAUAGUAAUGGUGAUACAUACGAUGGUGAGUGGCGCGACGAUGACGCGUCGGGCUACGGCAUACUUGAGUAUGCAAAUGGCUGCCGAUAUGAGGGGGAAUGGGCAGCAGAUCGCCGCCACGGUCAGGGCUUGUUGCGACUUCCUGAUGGUUCCAGCUAUGAAGGUGGCUUCGCGUACGGUAAGAAGGACGGCAAUGGCCGCAUGAUACUGAAGGACGGUUCCUUGUAUAUAGGUACGUGGAAGGAAGGAAAUAUCGUGGGCCAAGGCGAGUUCCGGCUCUCUGAGAACUGUGACCUCAGCAACCCAGACUACUGA
This is a messenger RNA of Trypanosoma grayi, 1077 nucleotides long. RefSeq names its product flagellar component. The record is from RefSeq and is a predicted model, not a curated record. The transcript has a single exon. Lineage: Eukaryota; Euglenozoa; Kinetoplastea; Trypanosomatida; Trypanosomatidae. Bases 1 to 1077 code for a protein of 358 amino acids. Gene Ontology annotation, cellular component: cytosol.